AUGAUGCCUGAAACAGUAACAGAGGGAGGAGAAGUGACACUGACCUGCAGCACUUGCACUCAGAGCGACAACCCCACCCUCAUCUGGUACAAGAACAAGCAGCCUGUGUCAGAACAACACCCAACCAACAAGCUGCAUCUAAAACCAGUCAGCAGUGAGGAUGCAGGCAGCUACUCCUGUGCUGUAAAAGGAGAUGAGAGUCUCUCUUCAACUGCUGUCUUUCUCAAUGUCACAUAUGUGCCAAAGAAUGUUUCAGUGUCCAUCAAAGUCUCUGGUGAAAUAGAGAAGGGCAGUUUAGUGUCUCUGACCUGCAGCAGUGAUGCCAACCCACCAGUGCACACCUACACCUGGUAUAUGAAGAGUGGAGCUGAAUCUCUUAUGAGGGGCACAGGGGAGAGUAUCAGCUUUAAUACUGGUGGACUUUACUACUGUAAGGUGCAGAAUGAAGUGGGCUCAACAAACUCUGAUGCAGUCACAAUUGAGACUAACGAUGAACAACCUGCUGUCAUGAUGGUGCAAGCUGGAAUAAUUCUUUUUAUUAUUCUUACAUUCAUACUGGUGUUUGCAAAUCUGUGGUUGAGGAAAAGGAAAAUAAUUAAUUUGUCUUCAAGUCCACAUACCUUAGAGGCUGAUGCCAGUGAUGUUUAUGCCAACGUCAUGCCAACCACCAUGGCCUCUGACCCAGGGCAGAGAGGGGACUCUCACGGGAAUGAAAAUGAUGUCAAUUACGCCAGCAUCCAGUUCCAACCACGUUCUAAAAAACAAAAGUCUCGCUACAGCAAUGAUGAAAGACUUCAGCAGCUCAAACAAGAUGAGGAUGUGGUCUAUGCCUCUAUUCAGCAAAGCCAAUCAAAUACUGCCACCUGGACUGAUGGUGAUUUUCCAGUCUACGCCGCCGUCAACAAAGUAGUUCGUGACUAAGCACAGUCACAAUACAGUGCGUCAAUUAAUUCAUUAAAGGAAUAUUUUGGUAUUUUACACGUUAAGCCCGUUUUCUAUAUUGCCUAGCAUGAAAAUGAGUGUUUGCUCACUUUGUGCAUGGACUAUUCUGUCCUUAAAAGAUCCCUACACGUUCGUUUUUAAAAAUGUGCAGCUCACCGAGUGGUUACUGGUCUUCAACGAUCUUCUAUAGCAAGUUUCGCAGUGAAAUUAAAAUUCUGUUACAUUAGGCACACACUGUUGUGAGGUAUCUGAAAAAGUACUUCUGUGAUUUCGAAAACUCCUGGUAAAAGAUGACAAAAGUUGUAUUUCGGUGUCAAACACUCGUUUUCAUGCUAGGCAAUUCAGAAAACGGGCUUAAAGUGUAAAAUACCAAAAUAUCAAGACACAGUGAAAUGCCACAUUAUGUAUUUUUCUCUUUUUCACAUUGCUAUUAUUUCUUUAUUGCAGCUAUUUUGUAAGUGACAAGUAUCUAGAUAUCCUUUGUUAUUGCUUCACUGUUUAGCCAUUAUGAAUUUAAUAUUGAAUAUCAAUCAAAAUGUAUGAAGAUUGCACGUAUACCCAAUAGCAUUGUUCUAAAAGGGCAACAGCCAUUUUAAAUGGAUAAUGGCUAUCUACAGUAUCAUGCUGUUUUUUUUAUUGCCUAUUAACUGUUAACUGUUAAUUACUCUGAAUGCUCUGAUGACCUUCUAUUGGCUUUGUGACC
Messenger RNA from Sardina pilchardus (European sardine), 1645 nucleotides. RefSeq names its product B-cell receptor CD22-like. Lineage: Eukaryota; Metazoa; Chordata; Actinopteri; Clupeiformes; Clupeidae. The record is from RefSeq and is a predicted model, not a curated record. The transcript is spliced from 6 exons. Bases 1 to 921 code for a protein of 306 amino acids.